This is a messenger RNA of Phalacrocorax carbo (great cormorant), 2191 nucleotides long. NCBI's taxonomy places the organism in Eukaryota, Metazoa, Chordata, Aves, Suliformes, Phalacrocoracidae. The record is from RefSeq and is a predicted model, not a curated record.
UUCAGCUAUCUCUUCUUCUGUGAUCAGUCUGGAGGAGACAAACAGAACUACUUACACUAAAUUGGCACUUUCCUUCCCCUGUAUCACUUUAAACAAUGACAGACAGCAAAGAGAGGAAAUUUCAUAGGAUGUAGAGGAAGUUCCAUUCUUGCCACUGGGAUCGUUUCUCACCAUUGCACAUACAAACCAUGUGCCUAUAAAAACCAGUGAGCACUAAUAAAGAAUUUCCAGCAGUUAAAUGUUUGUUACACCACUGACAGGAGACAACCUUUAGAAUUUUGUGCCUCUUUUUUGCAGUCCCUUUCUCUCAUUUCAAAGAGGUGUCCUGUUCACUUCAGAAUUAAAAAAAAAAAAAUGACUGAAAUGCUUCUACUGAAUGUUCCCUCCUCAAACCAGAGUGAAAACAAGAACAAUUCAACUAUUUGCCCGGACUUGAAUGACUGGUGGGAAAUUGUGUACGAUAUAGUACCCAAGUAUAUUGACACCAUCUGCAUUAUUGGAACUCUUGGAAAUGUAUUUGUUCUCUUCACUUAUUCAUUGCACAAGGGCCCCUUGAAGAUAGCUGAAAUCUACCUUAUGAACCUAGCUGUUGCUGAUCUUAUCUUCCUCGUGUGCCUGCCUUUCUGGGCAGCAAACAUCAGGAAUGGAUUUAACUGGCCAUUUGGCAAUUUGCUUUGUCGUAGCACCUGUGCAUCCAUCCGCCUAAAUGUGUACACCAGCAUCUACUUGCUGGUGGCAGUCAGUGUGGAUCGCUAUUUGACUUUUGUUCAUACCUUGAACCACAGAGGGAUACGGAACAAAACUAUGGCCAAAAGGAUCUGCUUGCUCGCCUGGUUCUUCAGCAUCCUUCUCAGCGUCCCAACCUUUAUGUUUCGGACUGUGAAACACCUUCCCCUGUGGAACAUUUCAGCAUGUGCUUUAGACUUCCCCACGACAUCGUGGAUAACAUCUGAAAGGCUGGUGUUCAACAUAGUGGGGUUUGCGUUGCCAUCUACAGCAAUCAUCUUCCUUAAUUUCUCUACCAUUCGCUCCCUGCAAAAACAAGCAAGAGACCGAAGAUCACUCAGAACAAAGAGCUGCAAGGAGCACAAAGGCACAAAGGCUACCAGCUUGAUCUUCACAGUGAUACUGAUGUUUCUUUUGUGCUGGACCCCUUACCAUUUUUUUGUAUUCCUUGAUAUAUUACACCAGAUAGAAGUUAUCAAAGGCUGCUUCUGGGAGGAACUGCUCAACUUUGGUGAGCAGUUUGGUUAUACUCUGGCUACCACGAACAGUUGCAUUAACCCUGUGAUUUAUGUCUUUGUUGGGAAAUACUUCAGGCAAAAGGUUUUAGAAGUUUUUUCACAGAUUAUUCCCUGUGGAUUCCCUUUGAGCUGGAUGUCAUUCAAAGAAAAGUCUUCAUAUUUCAAAAGGUUUCCACUCAGGAGUAGUUUAACCUAAUGGUUCUCAGUUCCACCUUCAUUUUGAUACUGCAACCUAUUUCAAAUGGCAUUAGAAAUGAAUAGGAGUUGCACUGAUAUGGCAUUCACAGACUAAGCUAAUAAUUUAUUAAAGUAAAUCACUUGACUGUUUAUUUGUCCUCAGGUUUGCUUUUCUUUCUCUGUUAUCCAUCCAAAUGCAUAACAUAUGAUACCAGAAUUUUAUACCAAAUGAUCUAACCUGUCUUAUUAAAUGUCAGAGACUUGAAAGAAAAACUCUUUGACAGGAUAUCAGAAGUCUGGUUUCUUUACAGAAAGCCAUAAGCUGGCUGAAUAUUUUACUGCAUUGUAUCUGUGAUGAUGACUACUAUACCACCAAUAACAUGAUACAUAAAAUUAUAACAUAUCUUACAGAGCAAAUAUGAACUUAAUCUUCAGCUGAUAGCUGCAUUUGAGCAAUUAUAGAACAGCUCCCGUUGUUUUUAAUGAUAUUUUAAAUGGUUUGCACUUUCACAGUAACAUAUGAAAAAAAUUGUGUAUUUCAAAAAUAUUCAGUGCACAAAUAUUGUACAGACAAUGUACCACAAAGAAAGUGUACAUAAGCUGUAAAGAGAGCAAAACAACCUUGUAUCCUUCUCAAAAUCUGACUUUUUUUGAUCCAGUAAAAUGUUACACGAUUACUCAUCAAGUACAUAAAGAUUCUUUUUAUUUUUUCAUCUAUGAAAAUAUCAGUGAUGGCCAUUGGUACUGUAUUAUUUUGGAAUAUCUUUCAU